GGCAAGGUUCCUUUGCAUGCAGAGAGAUGACCUCGUUUGGCAAAAGCUCGACGAAGACACUGAUCAAUGGGAUAAGUCAAUUCGCACAAAGGAAGUAUAUCGCUCUGUGGGAAAUUUUAUCCUGAAAUAUAAGGACGGUCCACCGGAGCAGAUGCAUCUCCCGGUUAGGGGGGCGUACAAUACCAUCUACCGCCUUGAGUACAAAGACGGUUCAUCGGUGAUAAUGAGGAUUCCAAUCAAGGGCGUGGUUCAAUUCCCCGAUGAAAAGGUUCUAUAUGAGGUGGCUACAAUGCGAUAUGUCGCUGCUCAUACCACUAUCCCGGUCCCGUACAUCUACCAUUACGGAACCGCCGCCGAAAAUCCCACGGGCCUGGGCUCUUUUAUCAUUAUGGACUACAUUGACCAUCAUCAAAAUAUGUCUCGGGCACUGCUUGAUCCGGAACGCGGAAUUGAUGAGCGACCUGUCCUGAACCCAAAUAUCACGAACGAGAAACUAGAGGUCCUCUAUGGCCAGAUGGCCAACAUCCUAUUGCAGCUGUCUACCCUGAAGUUCCCUCGAAUUGGCUCACUUAUCGAGAAAAAGGCCGAGGGUUCUAUUUCUGCCAAUGGACGUCCCUUGAUCGCGAACAUGAACGACAUCGUAGUACACACCAACACACCAGCAAACAUCUUACCAUCCCAGACCUACGCAUCUGCCGGCGAGUGGUACAGUGCUCUCGGCGAUAUGCACCUGGCCCAGCUGGUGUUCCAGCAUAACGACGUUGUGGAAGACAAGGAAGACGCCUGCGAUAAAUAUGUCGCUCGCCAACUAUUCCGGAACCUCGCUGCCAAAGGGCGCCUUGUACCAGAGCCGUCAAAAUCAGACGGGGAGUUCAGGUUAUUCUCUGAGGACUUCAGGCCGGCCAAUGUUCUCCUCGAUAAGGAUCUGCAGGUCGUCGGCGUCAUUGACUGGGAGUUCGCGUACGCCGCCCCCUCACAAUGCAGUUUUGACCCACCCUGGUGGCUGCUACUUCAAGAACCGGAAUAUUGGACUGGCGGAUACCGCGAAUGGAUGAAAGUCUAUGAGCCUCGGCUACAGACUUUUCUACGAAUGCUGGAACUCGAAGAGAACAAAAUGACAGCAUUUAACCUAGCCGAAAAGGUCAAUGCUAUUUCACUGACUGACAAUCGGGAGACGGAACCGCCGCUCUCUCAACGUAUGCAGGAGAGCUGGGAUAAGCGGACGUGGAUGCUUAACUACGCAGCGAGGAAGAGCUGGGCCUUUGAUUUUAUCUGGUGGAAGUUCCUGGACGAGAGCUACUUUGGGCCAAAUGAGAACCAGGACUGUCGAGCCAGGCUUGGGCUUCUUUCAGAGCCACAGACGAAGGUGAUGGAAUUCUUUGUGGCACGCAAGAUGGAAGAGAGCGGGAAUCGCAAGGUUAUCGAGUGGAGUGAUGAAAAUGCGGCAGAUCGUCUGGCUGAGGUGCUUAUCUGAUUUCCCGAUGAAUUCCUUAUAUAGUAGAACUCUUAAACUAAAUAGUA
This is a messenger RNA of Ilyonectria robusta, 1521 nucleotides long. Its product is annotated as phosphotransferase family protein. The record is from RefSeq and is a predicted model, not a curated record. The transcript is spliced from 2 exons. The coding region runs from base 17 to 1474 and encodes 485 amino acids. NCBI's taxonomy places the organism in Eukaryota, Fungi, Ascomycota, Sordariomycetes, Hypocreales, Nectriaceae.